UUCCCCGCCUUUGAGAGCCCGGGAGAGGAUAAAAUUGCAAAACCACCAUCCUCUCGUUGCUAAGAAGGCUCAACAUGUCAGUCCGCGAGCUCUGUACAUUUUCUUCUCUGUGUGAAAGAUUUUCCUUCACUUCUACCACUUCUAGGGUCUCAAAAAUCUCUACGACCUCUUUUUCUCCUCAAUUUCCAUACAGAAAUUCAAAUUCGAAUUUAUUACCAUUUUUCUAUCUUAAUUCUUCAUCCAAUCUCUCCUGCGUCGAAAAAUCUAACCUGAAGCUAUGCCGGAAUCGUCCAAAGAGAGUUUUCCGGUCAUGUGAACGUGAAUUUCUUGCCCAAAGGGAAGAAGAGGAGGAGGAAGAAGUGGGAGACUCUGAUGGUGUUUUUGAUGAGGAAACAGAUUAUGCUGUUACUGAUUCCUUUGAUAUUGAAGAAUUCGAAAAGGAGGCAAAAGAUGCUGUUAGAGAGUAUGCAUUCUCUCUAUCGAGUGAGCUAACAAUUGAAGAUGUGACAAAUGGUCAAAAGCAAAGUGGCAAGAAAAGGAGGCCGAAAAGUUCCAGUAAAAAUAUCCCUGAUCAUCUUCUUCCAAGGGUCACCAUUGUUGGAAGGCCAAAUGUUGGAAAAUCAGCAUUAUUUAAUCGUCUUGUGGGGGGUAAUAAAGCAAUAGUAGUGGAUGAACCUGGUGUUACUAGAGACCGCUUGUAUGGCAGAUCAUUUUGGGGAGACCAUGAAUUCAUGGUAGUAGAUACUGGAGGUGUUCUCACUGUUUCAAAAUCACAGGCUAAUGUAAUGGAUGAAUUGGCUAUUACAAAAACCAUUGGUAUGGAUGAAAUUCCACUUGCCUCUAGGGAGGCCGCUGUUGCUAGGAUGCCCUCAAUGAUUGAAAGACAGGCUACUGCAGCUGUUGAAGAAGCAUCAGUUAUAAUAUUUCUUGUUGAUGGCCAGGCAGGUCUAACAGCAGCUGACAUGGAAAUAGCAGACUGGCUCCGUAAGAACUAUUCAAACAAAAGUAUUAUUCUUGCUGUGAACAAAUGUGAAUCUCCACGCAAAGGAAUCAUGCAGGCAUCUGAAUUUUGGUCAUUGGGGUUUUCUCCACUUCCGUUAUCUGCUGUAUCAGGGACAGGAACCGGAGAACUUCUUGAUGUUGUUUGUUCAGAACUGAAAAAAGUUGAGGGCGUAGAAAUUCCCAGUGAAGAAGAAAAUUAUGUUCCUGCUAUUGCUAUUGUUGGCCGUCCAAAUGUUGGUAAAAGUAGCAUUUUAAAUGCAUUACUUGGAGAGGAUAGAACGAUUGUUAGCCCAAUCAGUGGAACUACUCGUGAUGCUAUUGAUACUGAAUUUACUGCACCAGAUGGUCAGAAGUUCCGCCUUAUUGAUACUGCGGGUAUUAGAAGGAGAGCAGCUGUAGCUUCAUCAGGCAGCACCACAGAGGCCUUAUCUGUGAACAGAGCAUUCCGUGCCAUUCGACGUUCAGAUGUUGUGGCUCUUGUUAUUGAGGCCAUCGCCUGUAUAACAGAACAGGAUUGCAGGAUUGCUGAAAGAAUUGAGAAAGAAGGGAAGGGAUGCGUGAUUGUUGUAAACAAAUGGGAUACAAUUCCAAACAAAGACCAGAAGACUGCAACAUACUAUGAGCAAGAUGUUAGGGAGAAGCUCCGCAUUCUUGAUUGGGCACCAAUUGUUUAUUCAACUGCAACAACUGGAAACAGUGUUGAAAAGAUCAUUGCUGCUGCUAGUAUGGUUGAGAAAGAGAGGUCAAGAAGGUUGGGAACUUCCAUACUGAAUCAAGUGAUACAUGAGGCAUUGGCUUUUAAAUCACCUCCAAGGACCAGAGGUGGCAAGAGAGGACGUGUUUAUUAUAGCACUCAGGCAGCUAUUCGCCCACCCACAUUUGUUUUCUUUGUCAAUGAUGCAAAGCUUUUCUCCGAGACCUACCGGCGUUACAUGGAAAAACAACUGCGUUCAGAUGCAGGGUUUUCUGGCACACCAAUCAGACUUCUAUGGCGUAGCAGAAGAAAAACAGAAAAAGAUGGAGAUCUUAUUGCAGGAAGGACUGCCAAUACAAGCAUUCAAAGUCCUCAAGCACAGCGAGACAGAAAAAUUCUAGCAGCAACAUGAACCAAUAUUGCCACCUUUUCCUCAACUUAGGCUAGGAUGUUGAUGGAUCAUGAUUCAGAGAUUGUAUUCUGCCAACAAAGAUGCAUGAAAGCUCCACCAUCAAAUGUGUGGCCCAAAGUAUGAAAAUUCUGAUUAUUAAUUAUGGAGGCUUUGUCCCCAUUUUUUGUCUUUGUUGUAAUUGAUAUAAUUCCAAAGUUUAGUGGAAAUUGCAGUUUUGAACUUCAAGCCCUACUGGUAGUGGCUGGCACGAGUUGUAAAUAUAUCAAAUGUUUAAUUCAUAGAGAACUGAGCACCUAUUAAAGACAAAGAAGAGACAGGAAGAGGAAGGAUACCAAGUUAA
Molecule: messenger RNA, 2448 nt
Organism: Nelumbo nucifera (sacred lotus)
Lineage: Eukaryota; Viridiplantae; Streptophyta; Magnoliopsida; Proteales; Nelumbonaceae
Product: GTP-binding family protein
Cellular component (GO): chloroplast
Molecular function (GO): GTP binding
Source: RefSeq, a predicted model, not a curated record